ACCUCACGCGCGUGAACGUUAGCAGUCGACAAGUGUUAACAUAACUACGUUUGCUCUUGAUUGGUGUUGCUUUUCCCCCCCACAUUUACUAAACUAGUUUCGGAAAUCUAUUAUUAGCCAACGUUAUAGUAUAUGAUAGCACAGAAAAUUGCGCUAAAAUAACUUUAGUGUGGUCGUUAAGAGACACCGAGUUAGCGCCGAGGCAGCUGCGUGCAUUUGCCGCAUCUCCAUUUGGCUAAAGUGUCAACAACAUCACCAACAGUCAACAGCAUCGACGGGAAAACAACUAAAGCGAUUGCGGCCAUUGCACACAUGCUGCAGUGAAAUAUUAUGGAUCUUUUGAGCAAGUGAAACUGCCACAAUGUCAUCCCAGCAUCGACUUCCUGCACGAGGCUCUAAUAUAACAGUUCUAAUUACCAGGAUCCACUCAUCUCUCCAUAGUCCGCUCGUAGAGUUUUGGGGGAGUUUGAAUCAGGUGAAGACGUUGGAUUAUCAGUCCCUAUCUCCUGUAAAUCCAUUUCAAGAGUUGGAAGGAAAUCCAGGUGACUUGUGCUUGGUUCAAAUCAACCAUACAUGGUACAGAUCGCGCAUAGUCUCAAGAAAUGGAUCCAACUGCAAAGUGUUCCUCAUUGAUAAGGGGAUCACAUUCAGUACCACCACAAAGUUACUGGCAUGGGGUAAGAGGGAGCUCUUCCAUCUGCCACCUGAAGUGGAGUUCUGCGUGCUGGCAAAUGUUUUGCCGCUCUCACCUGAAAAUAGAUGGUCCCCAAUUGCACUUGAAUUCUUGAAAUCUUUUGGAGGACAGACAAUGAAUGCACAUGUGCAAGAUGUACUGGUACAGCAAAGGAAGCUUCUUCUGGACAUCCCAUGCAUAUCCAGACAAAUGUAUGAAAUGGGGUUAGCAAAGAAACUGGAUUCAGGCUUGUUCCUGGACUAUGUUCUCAAGGCACUGAAGGCCAACAGUGGAGCUGAAAUGUUUCCUGCUGCUCAACAAAUCCCCACGGGUGUGGUUGAGCAACUGCACAAGAAGACGCUGUACAUGUAUCCAGAGCUGCUAACAGGAGCUGUGGAGACUGUCGUUGUCACAGAAGUGACAAAUCCACAGCGUGUUUUUUGUCAGUUGAAGGUUUUUUCCCAAGAGUUGAAAAAACUCUCAGAGCAAAUCACACAGCGCUGUAGUGGCAGAAUGGCCAGUUGCAGUGUCGGUCCUGAAAUGAUUGGGUUUCCAUGCGCUGCGAGAGGAAGUGACGGCAGGUGGUAUCGCUCUGUUCUACAACAAGUACUGCAGGCAAACAACCUGGUGGAAGUACUGAAUGUUGACUAUGGUACAAAACAGUUUGUCCAAAUUGAGAAUGUAAGACCACUGGCUCCAGAGUUCUUCAGAAUGCCAGUUGUGACCUAUGUCUGCUCCCUCCAUGGGAUUAUUGACAAAGGGGUUGGAUGGACAAGCACCCAGAUUGACUACCUCAAGACCUUACUCUUGCACAAGACACUCAUUGUCAAAUUUGAGUACCAAAGUAUAUCAGAGGGUGUUUACUAUGUUACACUCUAUGGCGAUGAAAAUAAGAACCUCAACAAUUUGUUCACUUCCAAAGAGAGCUCUCUGCAAGAGAAUGAAAAAACACUUGAUGAUUAUGCCAUUGGAAACACGACAUACAGCAGCCAGCAUCCCUCUCAGCUUGAAAACAAUGGAGGAACGAUGUUACCUGCUGGACAGGCCUUGGGGGAGGAUGAGAGUCAGGAGAGAACAAACAAGUUUCCAGUUGAGAACCUUCGUCACAGCUCCCCACAUGUGGCAUAUGUGGCACACGUCUCCAACCCUUCUGAGUUUUGGAUCCAAACAGAAAACUACGCAAAAGAGCUGGAUGAAUUAAUGGAUAAUAUGCACCAUUUCUACAAACAUUUGGAUAAUAAAGACGUGAUGGAAAAUCCUGCCGUUGGCACCUACUGUGCAGCCAAAGCAGAUGAUGGUGUUUUUUACAGAGCCGUUGUGUCGGAAGUUGUCAAAGCAAAAAUCAAGGUGUUCUUUGUGGAUUAUGGAGACACCAAAGAGGUUGAUGGGAGUAACAUUAGGACUCUCCCUGACACGUUCAAAAGACUGCCACAACUUGCAGUGAAAUGCUCCUUAGCAGGUGUUGGCCCAAAAGAAAAAAAAUGGAGUUACUGUGCCAUUGAGUUUUUCAUCAAAAUUGCCACUGACAAACCGCUUAAAGUACACGUGAUGGCAAAACAGGGUGAUAGCUAUCUUGUAACACUGACUGAUCCUGAGGCAGCAGGAGAGGGGGAUCUCAGUCAGCUGCUGUGUUCUUCUGGCCUCGCUGAAAGGGAUGCGAAACCACCAAAAAUCUUCAAGCAACAAUCAGAAGCUGGAACCCUUGGCGUUUACCAGACCAGUGUGGCAUCUUUUCAGACCCAAGACAUUAUUGAUACUUCCAGCAAAGAGAAACAAACUGGUAUGUUCAAGGAAAACAUGUUUCCCAUUGGUAGUGUCCUGGAUGUCAAUGUGUCCUACAUCGACAGCCCAAAUGAUUUCUGGUGUCAACUAGCUCAAAACUCUGGCCACUUGAAAUUACUAAUGCAUGACAUCCAGGCACAUUAUGCCGGCAGUGAGUUUGAGCCUCUUACAGAAGCAUCUUGUGUCGCUCGCCACCCGGACAAUGGAAUGUGGUACAGAGCUCUCGUAAUUUACAAACACAAGACACCUCAGGUGGAUGUGCUUUUCGUUGACUACGGCCAGACAAAAACUGUUUCUCUCCAUGACCUGAGGAGGAUCUGUCCUGAAUUCCUCAAGCUACAUGGCCAAGCAUUUAGGUGCAGUCUUUUCAACCCUCUCGAUGAGUCUAUGUCUGUUGUAAAUGAUUGGAACGAAGAGGCAAAAGAAACCUUUCACACCUUUGUGGAAACUGCUGCCUCCAACUUACUGACAUUGAAGUGCACUCUAUAUGCGGUCAUGUACAAUGAACAAAUGAUAGUUUUCAACAUUGUGGAUUUGGAAACACCCUUUGAGAGCAUCUGCACCAGUAUGGCCAAUCUCACCAGAAGUCCACCUGCCAAGAAAGACGCCGGAUCCUCUUUCCGCUUGGACACAUACUACUACUCAACACACAACAUCAAAACUGGGACCGAGGAACAGGUCAUGGUAACGUGUGUGGAUAGUGUUGGUCAGUUCUACUGCCAACUUGACAGAAAUGCUGAUGUGAUAAAGGACCUGAAGAUGAAGGUGAACGACCUUUGCCAUCAUCUUGCGGAUGUAAAGCCCCCAAGCAUCUUUGGAACAUUGUGCUUUGCAAAGUAUACUGAUGGAUUGUGGUACCGGGCACAGCUCAAAGCCACAAAACCAGCAGUCGUGGUUCAUUUUGUCGAUUACGGCGACACGACCGAAGUGGCAAAAUCAGACUUGCUUCCAGUGCCCAAAGAAGCCUAUGACAUAAUGUCUGUACCUGUGCAAGCAGUAGUGUGCCGCCUCUCUGAUGUCCCUGCAGUUGUUCCCAGCGAGGCAAAUUGCUGGUUUGCAAAAAUGGCAACAGAAUGUAAAUUCAGAGCACUCAUAGUGGCCAAAGAACCCAAUGGUAGCCUGCUGGUUGAACUGUAUCACAGAAACAUCCAAAUCAAUUCAAAGGUUAAAAAAAUCUUUCAAAUAGAGAUGCAGACUGAAGGAAAACCUCUCUACGAGGGUCGGAAAGUACAGAGUCCAAUUGCAAAUAAGGAUGCAGUACCAAAAGUACCUUCUUCUAAAGAGGCAAUGCCAAGUCCUCCAAAAACUAUCCAGAAACAUGUGCCUGAACCAAAACCAGCACAGCAAGUGACAGAUCAGACACAAACUUCAAAAUGCAAUUCGCAAAAUGGUCAGAAGAUGAAAGCCGCUUCACAAGAACUGUACCUCCCACCACACCAAAGACAGCACUAUGACAAGCAAAUGACUAAUACAACAAAAAAAGAAAAUGUCUUAGUCACAAACAACUCAAAACUUGAUUGUACAUCACCCAGCAAAGAAUCUGACAGUGUGCUCCCACAAGCCCAAAAUCCAAAACGCCCUAAACUUGAAGACUUUCCCAAAAACUUGAUACCGUCGGGGAUGGAGGCAGAUGUUUAUGUCUCGCAUUACAACAGCCCGUCAAGUUUUUACGUGCAGCUUGCCAAAGAAGAGGAUGAAAUAUUCUCCCUGGUGGACAAGCUCAAUGACUCGCUAUCAACUCCCAAAAUCAGGAUCGCAGAAGUGUAUGCAGGCGAUGUUGUUAAAGCAGAAUUUGAAGAUGACUGCUUGUGGUACCGGGCAGCUGUAAUAGAAGUGCUUUCCAACUCUAUGGCUCUUGUAGAGUUUGUUGAUUUUGGCAACACGGCACAAUUAUCCAUAUCUAAGAUGGCCGAUCUAGAUCAGGAAUUUGUGCAGCUACCAAGGUACAGCAUACAUUGCAUGCUAAGUGAUUCUGGAUCUUUUGAACUGCUUGAUGCAGAAGCUUUGAAAAGAGAUAUUGGUUCUAAUGCAGAGAAGAAGCUGAAAUGCCAGUUUGUCCGGCCGUCAGGAGAUGUGUGGGAAGUCGGCCUUGUGGAUAAUGGUGUGCAGGUACGUUGCAAAGCAUCAACAAGAUGUCCUGGAAUCACCACAGACUUUGAACAAGAGGUGGAAAAAGCUGCUCAGAGCUCAGAAACGUCACCGAAUUCCUGUUCUCUCCGUUACCACCACAUGCAUUUCAAAGAGGGACAGCAGUUAGAGGUUUACAUCUCGACUGUGUGUGAUGCUCAGACCUUUUGGUGUCAGUCCGUGGACUCAGUUGUCCUUGAUAAAAUAUGUGAAAGUCUCUCAGGAAUUGGAACUUCUGCGAGUCAUAAACCUGCCAGCAUGAGCACUCUCUCACCCGGAACUCCAUGCAUUGCACUUUUUGCCGAGGAACAGCUUUGGUGUCGUGCAGAAGUUUUGAACAAAGCUGGAGGUGAGUUGUCUGUUCUCUUUGUGGACUACGGAAACACAUCCCAAGUGACCGACUCAGAUGUGAGGGAAAUAACCACUGACCUGUUGGAAACUCCUCCACAGGCAUUUUUGUGUCAACUUGAAGGUUUUGAUGUGUGCCUUGGCUCUUGGUGUAACAGUGCUGCAGAUGAAUUGGUUUUGGUCACAGCAGACAAAUCACUGCAGAUGACAAUCACAAAAAUAUCAAGCAAAGAUGGAAAGAACACCUGCUUUGUGCGGUUGGAAUGUGAAGGACUAGUGAUAAAUGAGACAAUGAAACGCUGGUGGGUGAAUUCCACUCCGGAAGACAGCCAGUCCACAUUGGAUGAAACCCUACAGUCCACUGAUUCCACAGCAGAGGCAUCGGAGGAUGAAGGUCGUGGGCGUGAAGAUAAAGGAAUUGAUGUUGCUGGAGCUCAUGCUGAUGUUGACCUGCACUUGGCAGUAACAAGCACUCCAAAGAGCUCUGUAGACAAUCUUCACGCUUCAGUUCUUUCUCCUGAGUCACCACCAGGAGAGCUACAUUUGCCAGAAAGACCAAGCUCAAAUAAGGGUGUAAUAAACAUUGUCCCGACCCCGGUGAUGCCUUGCAUAGAAAGCAAUGUUUUGCAUAGUGAUAGCGGACUAGAAGAAAACACACUUCCCAUACAAAACAUUGCAGCAAAUUUGGAGGAAAGUGACACAAACUAUGAGGAGCAAUCUACAUCAGUAACUGAAACAUCUUGGCUAGAAGAGAGCCGUCAGGAGUCCACAGACGAUUCUGGGAUCCAAACGUCUCCAUCUGAGGUGGACACCCACAGCAUGAGAGCCAGCUCUGAAGUCCUGACCUAUUCUGCUGCACCACAUACAGCUAGCGAUGACUGCAGGCUUGGUAAUUCACGUCCAGUUACAAGUGGGAAGGCUGUGAAAAUGGUUCCUCGUGAUGCCGUCAGUAUAUGCAGUGCGCCUCAUCCGACAGUUGCCGUCACUUCUGAAGACUCAGGGCAGGCUGCAGUUGAAUGUUUGCUGCCUUCCCUCGUUCACGGUGCACAGGAAUUACACGACACCUCAGAGCUGCAAAACGAAGCUGAAGAUGUUAUCCCCCAGCAAGAGGAUGCAGACGUGGUCAUCCUACUCGAAGAAAUGAAUGACAUGACAACUAAUGAUGACGCCUUUGAACUUUCUGAGGAGGAUACACAUUUAGAUGUCAGUCUUGACAGCAGACAUACCUGCACAGUUACCUCUACAGACACGGACACCCUGCCUGAGGAGGUGAUGCAUCUUUUUGAGUUGACAGAUCCAACUGGUCAAAGUGACGAAGGUGUAACUGCUGCAAGCAAUGAUUGCUGCAUCACUGUGGCUGGGGAGGAAAUGUCUUUGCAGUGUAACGCUAUGACAGAAGAAGACACAUCAGAUCUUCAUGUUGAUGAACAUCCUGCCCUGUCUAUCCACACUGCACACCAUUCCCACACACUCCCCCUUCCAGAGGAGGAUAGUGUGAUGGAGGAGGUGACCUGUCUGGUCAGAGACCUGUGUUUGACAGACAUUGAUGCCGACGAAGAAGAAAAUAGGACUGCUAUGCCUGACCAAAAAUGUGAAGAUGAAAUGGAAGACAGCGAGCACACCAAGGAUUCCAAGGCUGGUGUGUUUGUGGACCUUUUGUCCUCUGAUGAUGACGGCUUAGACGUUCUCCCGCCAAACGUCAUUCACUUGUCUCUGGUCAUCCAUGAUGGCGCUGAUGACACGCAGCAGCCGGAAGACAGCACAUGCUGAACAAAAUGCAUAUUUGUUUGCAUUCAAGUUAAAUUUAGCUAAAAGUACUUAUUUCAUUCUAAGUUGAAGGUGUAGUUGAUUAUACUGUUUAACAGUUGUUGGUUGGGAGUAUGUAUGUUACAUUGCAGUCCUGAUAAGACUUUGAAACUUUUUGUUAUGAACCUUAUGUUAAAUAUAAAAGUGAACAUUUCUGUUUGGUGCCGGAGUUCUGCUUGCACUUUGGAUUUAUUGUGGCACAAUAAAGUUUGUUACAGAUUUAUGUUGAA
Dunckerocampus dactyliophorus (ringed pipefish) is the source of this 6966-nucleotide messenger RNA. RefSeq names its product tudor domain containing 6 (gene tdrd6a). Gene Ontology annotation, biological process: spermatogenesis. The record is from RefSeq and is a predicted model, not a curated record. The transcript has 16 exons. Bases 362 to 6700 code for a protein of 2112 amino acids. Lineage: Eukaryota; Metazoa; Chordata; Actinopteri; Syngnathiformes; Syngnathidae.